AUGAGUCAAUCGAGGAAUUCUACGAGUAGAAAAAUUGGAAAACCAUCUUCUUUUACGGACAUUUCUUCUAAAAAUAAUUCUAUUGCUAAGACCUUAAUUGAAUACGAUAUAGAUGAAACUUUGGAAAUCAAGGAAGAAAUCCUGGAAGUUCCAGAAACAAUUACAGGACAGAAUGAUUAUGAAACCUAUGAUUCAGUACCGUGUGCCGCAGAUAUAUCUGCGUUUGCCCUUAUUAGGGAUGAUGAUAUUUCGCUUACUAAGUGCAAAUUGCGGUCCGCAAAGAAGCAGGAAAUUCAGGGAUUAAAACAUCAAACUAAGUACAAAUGCGAACAGUGUGAGCGAUUCUAUACUCAGGAAGAAAGUUUAACUCUUCACAAAAAAUUCGAAUGCAGUGUCGCGCCAUUGUUCAAAUGUGAACUUUGCGAAAAACUAUUUAAACAAAAAGCCUAUCUGAAUCUCCACGUUGACCUUGUACAUACUAAAACAUACUUACAGACAUUGAGAACGAGGCAUAAUUGCGAUAAAUGUCCUCGAAAUUAUCGUUUUAUAAGUGGCUUGAAUCAACAUAAACAUUUAGAACACGCAUCAGCCAAAUCUCAAUUUAAUUGUGAAUUUUGCGAAUAUAAAUCGAAUAGGAAAGUUCUCUUAUUAACUCAUAUUGCCUCGCAUCACUCACAGGCUUUAAAAUCAAGAUACAAUUGCGACAAAUGCUCUAGAACUUUUGUUACUUUAUAUGGAUUAAACCAACAUAAACAUUCGGAACAUGCGAUCAUUAAAUUAAUAUUUGUAUGUGAUCUUUGCGGAUAUAAAUCAAAUGAGAAAGCUAACUUGAUAAAACACAUGUCUGCACGCCAUAUGCAGAUAUCAAAUUCAAGGCAUAAAUGUGAAAAAUGCUAUCGAAGUUACGCUAGUUCAUAUGGUUUAUACAAACAUAAACGUUUAGAACAUGCGAAAAUCAAACCAUAAUUUGCAUGCGAAUAUUGCGGAUUAAAAGUGAAUAAAAAGGCUACCUUAAAACACACAUUACAACACUGCACUUGCAGACAUCGAAUUUCAGGCAUAAAUGCAACAAAUUUUCACGAAGUAACAUUUGUUUAGGUGAUUCAAAUCGACAUCAAAGUUCAGAGCACGCAGAAAUCAAACCUCAAUUUAUUUUUUAUUUUUGUGUACAUAAAGCGAAGAGGAAAAGUCACUUUAACACAUUGCUGCGCGCUAUCUCAAGUAAUUUAGUGUUAAAUAAGAAAACUGUUUGGUAUUACCUUAAAUGGAUGCGUAAACAUUAAAUUACUUUAAAAAUUAAAAAAUAAAAAUUUGAAAUAAUAAAAAAUAAAUAUAAAAAAAUAAAUUACUUUAUAAAAAUAACUUCACGUCGCUCACAUACAUUCAAAUCAAGGCAUAAAUGCGACAAAUUUUGGCGUAAUUACACUUGGUUAAAUGCUUUAUAACGAUUCAAAAUAAAUAGUUAUGUUUGUGCUAUCAGUAAAGAAAUUAUUAUAUAUUUGUUCUAGAGUUA
This is a messenger RNA of Belonocnema kinseyi, 1513 nucleotides long. Its product is annotated as zinc finger protein 493-like. Bases 1 to 966 code for a protein of 321 amino acids. The transcript is spliced from 2 exons. The record is from RefSeq and is a predicted model, not a curated record. Gene Ontology annotation, molecular function: DNA-binding transcription factor activity, RNA polymerase II-specific; RNA polymerase II transcription regulatory region sequence-specific DNA binding. Gene Ontology annotation, biological process: regulation of transcription by RNA polymerase II. Gene Ontology annotation, cellular component: nucleus. NCBI's taxonomy places the organism in Eukaryota, Metazoa, Arthropoda, Insecta, Hymenoptera, Cynipidae.